This is a messenger RNA of Candida dubliniensis CD36, 1737 nucleotides long. RefSeq lists its product as uncharacterized. Gene Ontology annotation, biological process: regulation of DNA-templated transcription. Gene Ontology annotation, molecular function: transcription cis-regulatory region binding; DNA-binding transcription factor activity. NCBI's taxonomy places the organism in Eukaryota, Fungi, Ascomycota, Pichiomycetes, Serinales, Debaryomycetaceae. Gene Ontology annotation, cellular component: nucleus. The coding region runs from base 1 to 1737 and encodes 578 amino acids. The transcript has a single exon. The record is from RefSeq and is a predicted model, not a curated record.
AUGCAAGAAGAUCAACAUGAAAAUGGUGCACACACUUUAUUAAAGCUAGGUGUUAAACAAGAGAAUGACAAUGAGAGUGCUCAAAAUAACCAUAUCAAUGAUACUGUUGAAGCAGCAGUAAUGAAGUAUGUGGGUGGAACCUUGGGUACUGAUGAUGCUAAAAGGAAAAGAAAGCUUAAUACUGAUGAUUAUGAAUUUGCACAAUGGACUGGGUUUCUUGAUGAUAACUUUAUCAACGAAGCAUCAUCUGAUGCUAUAGCCCCUUCCUCGACACCACCCAAAAAGAAGAAAAAGAAAGAUAAAAAGAAACACAAGGAAAAGGACAAGAAGAAAGAUAAAAAAGAUAAGAAAGAUAAGAAAAAGGAUAAAAAGGAUAAAAAGGAUAAAAAGGAUAAGAAAAAGAAGAAACACCGCCAUCGUCGUGGUCAUGAUGAACAAACACAAAAUGUAGAUGGGCCACAAGAAGGAGAAGAAUCAGUGAUGUCUACCAAAGUUGAAGGGAACACAAAUAACGGGACGGCAGAUAAUUGGAAUGCAGGUGAAGGGAAUGUGACUGAAAAGAAUACAAUUGAAGAAAAAGAUCAAUUUCAUGAUAUCGAUGAAGCGCAAAGUAAAUUGAUUGAAGCAGCUAUUCAAAAUGCCCAUGAAUUAACUCAUGAGUUGAAUGAAGCUCAAGAACGGAAAAUAUUAGAAGCUGCCAAUGAAGUUGUUGCGUCAGAAUCAUUUUUAAACAAUGAUAUUAGUUUGCCAAAUAUAGGAUCCCAAUCAAAUUAUUCCUUCACAUGGAACACUUUUCCAACGCCAAUAACAGCAGAAACAACAGCGGCAGCAGCGGCAGCAGUAGCAGUAGCAGCAGCAUCAGCAGCGGAAGCAACGGCACCCGCACCAGCACCACCAGCAGCAGCACCAGCAGCACCAGUACCAUUCCCACUACCACCACCGCCACCAAUAGCAAGACCAAGACCAAGAGCAACAAGAACAACGACGACGACGACGACGACGACAACGACACCAAAAACCCUCAAAAAGACGAAAAUAAGAAAGAGAGAUAUACCCAAAGAACCACAUAAAUUACCAGAAUAUGAUUUCACUACAUUAUCAGAUGUGCCAACUUUGGCAAGAGAUGUUUCUCGUAAAACAUUAGAAUGGUAUAACCAGAAUGUGAAACCAGAAGAUAGAAAGAAACCACGAUCUUUUUCACCAGAAGAAGAAUCGUAUAUGGAUUAUUAUUUUGCUGGGUAUUGUUAUUUACACAAAAUGAAUAGAGAUGAUCUUUGUCAAAGAGUUUGGGCAAAAGACACAAUUAAAGAUGGAUUUUGGAGAAGAGUUUAUCAAAUAUUUUCAUAUCGUACUAUUUCAUCAGUUUACAAACAUGUUCGAAGAAAAUUCCACAUUUUCGAUGUUCGAGCUAAAUGGUCUAAAUCUGAUGAUGAACAAUUGAAAGAAUUGACAUUGACCCAUCCAGGUAAAUGGACACAUAUUGGGGAAGUUAUGGGAAGAAUGCCAGAGGAUUGUCGAGAUCGUUAUAGAAAUUAUUUGGUGAUUGGUGAAAAUAGGAAAAUGAAUAAAUGGACAAAAGAAGAGGUGGAUAAAUUAAUGUCUAUUGUUGAAGAGCAAUUAGCGGUUGUUUCUACUAUAAACUGGACUCUUGUUGCUGAAAAGAUGGGAACAAGAUCUCGUAUUCAAUGUCGAUAUAAAUGGAACCAUCAGAAAAAAAUAUUAAAUCAAGAUAAAUAA